GUGUUUGUAAACAAAUAAAUUCCCAUUUGCAUUUUUUAAAAUGUUUAGUGCAAAUAUUAUAAGAUUUUGUAAAACCAGUGGUAAAUAUUCAGUCAAAAACGUGAACAAACUUUAUUCACACACAUGGUAUUGCUCAAAAUGCUGUUGCUUUUGUAGCGUUCCAAGAAAGAAUGAAUUAACAGAUUUUAAAAAAGAUAUCCUUGGCCCUUACCCUGCUGCUUAUGAACCCAAAGAGGUUGAAAGUGGUUGGUACGAAUGGUGGGAGAAGAACAAGUUUUUUAAUCCUGAUUUGAAUUCAAAACAUCGAAAAGAAAAUAAGCCAUCCAUCUUUCGCCUUGCACUGCCUCCCCCAAAUGUUACAGGAAAUCUGCACAUUGGGCAUACACUUACUGUUGCCAUUCAAGACUGUAUUUCAAGAUGGCGAAGGAUGAGAGGAGAAACAGUGUACUGGUUUCCAGGUUAUGAUCAUGGAGGUAUCGCCACUCAGACAGUCGUAGAAAAGAAAUUGUUCAAGGAGAGGAAUUUGAAUCGACAUGAUUUAGGAAAGGAAGUUCUUUUAAAAGAAAUCAAUGAUUGGAGAACUCAAACACAGAAGAAUAUUGAGAUGCAGUUGAAGAAACUGGGAUCUUCACUCGACUUUACCAGAACUUCUUUUACAAUGGAUGAGAAUGCUUCAAAAGCUGUGACAAAAGUCUUCAUUCAACUUUUUGAAGAUAAUUUGAUAUAUCGAAAAGAAAAACUAGUCAAUUGGUCCAGUGAAAUAAGAUCAGUUAUUUCAGACAUUGAAGUAGAUCACGUAGAAAUACCGGGUAAAACGAAGAUUAGAAUUCCAGGCUUAGCAGAUCCAGUAGAACUGGGAUUGUUGGACUAUUUUUAUUAUCCCAUCGCAAAUUCAAGUGAUAAAAUUCUGCUGGCAACCACACGUCUCGAGACCAUGUUGGGGGACUCUGCAGUGGCAGUAAAUCCCAAUGAUUCAAGACACUCUCAUUUGGUAGGGAAGUGGGUGGCUCACCCUUACACUGGCGAACACUUGCCUAUUAUAGCAGAUGAGAGCAUCAAUAAAGAUUUCGGCUCAGGGGUGUUAAAAGUCACACCUGGUCAUGAUUUUAAAGAUUUUGAGCUUGCAGAAAAACAUAAAUUGAAGUUUAAUGAUAUUUUAAAUGAUGAUGGUACUAUUAAUCAAGAAAUAGAGAAUUUCAAGGGCAAGCAUCGCUUGAUUGUGCGCCAGUUGCUGAGGGACAGCUUGUCAAAUAAAGGCCUUUUCAAGGAAUCUAAAAGCCAUGCCCUCAGCAUUCCGUUCUGCAGCAGGACUGGCGACAUAGUGGAACCCCGACUCAAGGAGCAGUGGUAUUUGGACUGCACCGACAUGGGCAGGAAAGCUGUCAAGGAUGUUCAAGAUGGCAAAUUGUACUUUGUCCCGGAUUAUCAUCAAAAAGUUUGGCAUGAAUGGUUCAAGAAUCUCAAAGAUUGGUGUAUCUCAAGGCAGCUAUGGUGGGGACAUCAGAUACCUGCAUAUAGGAUAUCAGUCUCAUCUGAUUCACAAGUAAAUUAUUGGAUUGCUGCUAGUAGCAAGGAAGAAGCUAUUCAAAAAGCAUCGGAAAAAUACAAAUUAAACCCUGAAAGUGUUACUGCUGUUCAAGACAAUGAUGUAUUAGAUACUUGGUUUUCCUCUGCGUUGUAUCCGUUGACUGCUGUCGGAUGGCCAUCAGAAGAAGAAAACUUGAAUAAAUAUUAUCCUCUCAGUUUGAUGGAGACUGGGUUUGAUAUUUUGUUCUUUUGGGUUGCUAGAAUGGUAAUGCUAGGACAACACUUGACGGGAAAGCUGCCAUUUAAUGAGGUUUUGCUGCACGGGAUGGUGUGCGAUGCCUAUGGUCGUAAAAUGACCAAGUCCUUAGGGAAUACUGUUGAUCCCUUAGAUAUAAUUCAUGGCAUAUCAUUAGAGGACUUGUUGGAAAGAACAAAGGAAUCCCAAGGCAUUCUGACUCCUGAGGAACAAAAGGCCAUCACAUCAGGGUAUAAGCAUAAUUUCCCUAACGGUAUACCUGAAUGUGGUACAGAUGGGUUACGCUUUUCAUUAUUGUCACACGAUAUUCAAAGUCAGAAAAUCAAUAUUGACAUCAAAUCCAUCCGAACAUGUAGGCACUUCUGCAACAAAAUCUGGCAAGGCAUUAGAUUAUUUACCAAAAUAAUUGAAAAUUGCCCAAAAACUAGCAUUAUUCCACUUACAACAGAAGAAGUUCUGAAUCUACCAAUGAACGAUGUCGACCGGUGGAUUUUGAGUCGCUUGGCUGGAUUGGUGGCAGUCAGCAACUCAAACUUUGAGAGGCAUGAAUUUCAUCUGACAGCUGCUGCCGUGAGACAGUUUUGGGUGCAGAAUUUCUGCGAUGUUUACUUGGAAUACGUGAAAGCAACUUUAGCAACUGAUGAUGAGAAACGUCUUUUCUUCUCUCGUGUCAUGUUGACCUGCAUUGAAACAUUUCUGAGGGUCAUCGCUCCGAUGAUGCCAUUCCUCGCUGAGGAAUUAUAUCAGAGACUACCAUCAUUUGCCAACGUUAAUCCUGCUGUGAGCGUUUGUGUGGCAUCAUAUCCUUUGCAAGAAGAAUAUCUGGGCUGGAGGAAUACUAUGCUGGAGGCAGAUCUGCACACAAUCACCGAGUUGAUUGAGAUAGCCAGGUCACUGAAAGCAAGGCAUGGAGCAACCAAAGUGAGACCUCCUGUUACCAUUGCGGUAGAAGAUGAAAAUACCUUUCAAGCACUGAACCCUUUUAGCAAUUUGAUAGUCCUUCUUGCUAAGCUGGAGUCUGUGACCUUUCACCUCACCCAAGGUCAAGAGUUUUUUGAGCACCACCCACAAGAUACCUGGGUGUUUCAGAAUCACGAUCAUGGCAUCUCGGUCAUCAUGGACUUAGGCGAAAUGUCUGGCAUACAGCGGGAGAAUCAAAAGAACAAGCUGGAACGUAUUCGCUUGGAGCUCAACAAGCUGAAUAAAAUGCUCUCUCACAGUGGCUAUCGAAAGAAUGCUUCGUUGAGUGUACAAGAAAAGACGAUGGCAAAAAAAGCAGCACUUGAAGGAGAAUUGCAAAAGCUUCUGAGCCAGAAUGGCAAAAGUGAAUUGGAAAAGAAAAAAUUAACAUUCUCCUGAGAUUGAAGCAGAAUUUUUCACAAAACUUUUUACCAAAAGUGUCUCAAGUUUGGAAGGCAUCCCUAAAUUAGUUUACACUUGACUCUUCAAGUUGUGAGACACCUAGUCAUUGCCUCAUUUCCACAUUAUUUGUUUUCUUUUAGUUUCUGCCCAUUUUGAAUUGUUAUGUUUAAGUGUACCGCUGCUUAAUUAAUAUUUAUUGUAUUAGUACUCAUCAUUAGCAUGGUUGCACAAAUAACGCUGCUAGGGCACUUCAUCUGUGCAUAUUUGUGAUGCCUAAAUUGAAUUUAGGAAUGAAAAAAUUAUUAUUUUUUUUUUUGGAUUAAGGGGUCAGAUUAGCUCUGAAACAUUAAAAAAAAAAAAAAAACUAAAGUAAAUAAAAUAAUUCUUUUAAAUCUUGGCAUGCAUACUUAUUUAGCAAUCAAUAAUUUAUUUUCAAAGCUUCAAAAUAUUGCCCACUUUAAAUAAAAAGAAAAAAUCAAUUCUUUAAAAUUCCUCAGUUUUUUUUGUUUUCAAAAAUGUUUUUUGCUGAAUGAUCACGAACAUCAUCUCUAAAAAUCUGUGCAUUCAUUUGCUUAUAUAUUUAUUUAAAAUUUUUCUGAGAUUAAUUAUGUAAAAAAUGGUAAACAUUUUUUGACAAAUUUUGUUAUUAAAAGUAUUUUAUGCUCUAAACGCUUUAGUAAUUUAUACAAUGCUUAUUCAAUGCACAGUUUUGUUAAAUAUAUUAUCCUGACUCCAAAAAGUAUUACUUUAAAGCUGUAUCUUAAAAAAUAAAAAAAAAUUCUUAUGGUUUCCAAUAACAUGAAAACACACACACAAAAAGAGAUCAUUGAGGAAAAGCAAUUUAAAGUUUUUUUUUUUUUUUUUUUUUGCAUAAGAACAUAUAGUGAGCAUGACCAGAACCACUCAUAACGUUUUAAACAGUAGAACUAAAGCGAUGAAAUUUUUCCCCUGUGUUAGGAAUAAUUUUUAGUUUGAAAUAAGCAGUAAAAAGUUUUUUGAUCAUUUGGCCAUUUUUGAAGUGAUGGUGGUUGAAAAAAGCACAUUCAUUUAGUCUUUUUGGCUACUGAAACUAUAAAGCUAUAUUGGCGAGGGAGAGACGUGGGGAGGGGGGAGCCAUGUUACUAUUUUUGCAGCAGUGCUGGUAAUUAUAUUAUAUUGUUCUUGCUUUUCCGCUUAGCUAUGUAAGACAAAGUAAAAUAAGUUAGAUUUAAUUUUACUUUAACUCGACAAGAGUGACCGAUGCAACGAAAGGAGUGUUAUCUAUUCAAUACACAUGAGCAAUUCUAUCGGAAAUAAAUAAUAAUAUUGCAAAGAAAAAAUGAGAUUCAUUUGUAUUUGUUAAUUUUAUGAGAUGUUGUGCAUUGUAAGAGUUAAACCUGAAACGUAAUUUGUCAAAUUUGUUCUGUGGUUUUUCAUUUGUAUUUCCUUCAAAAUAGCUUCAAGUUCAUAUUUCACCAAUAUAAAGCCGUAAAAUUAUUUUCUUGGUCAUUCAUUCAUGAACAUGUAAGUCAUAAAAUUUUCGUUAGCUAUGUACAGUUUUUACUUUUUACGUGUCCUUGUGUAAAAAUAUCUCAUAAAUUAUGACCAAGAUUUUGGAAAGUAAUAACGGAAAAUUAUUGUGAAAAUCUCUUGACGAACUUGAUUGUUAAGAUUUACAGUGAAAAACAUUUAACACAAAACUAAGUGGACCGACAUAUUUUUUCAUGUUAAAAGAUUUGUAUGAAAUGGAAUAUCAUACACUUCAGACCAUUGCAUCAUUUCAUGCUAACUAAUUUUUCAUGUGAAGCCUUUUCGUGUUAAAGGUUCUUCACUGUAUUCAUUAGAGUUAAAGAUUAUGUAUGUAACACAGGCAGGGGUGGAAAAAGAAUAUCACUCUUGGGGAGGGGGUCAUGAUGCACAAUGACCUCCCCCCAUGAACGAACCUAUGAUUUUAGCUACAAAGGAACUCUGAAACUGCUUGGGUGUCCAUAGAAAGCACAAAAUGGGCCAGGAAUAAGGCACAUAAUAGGGCAUAAAUGUUACUAAUUAAUUUCAUAAGCAAAUGAAAAGAAUUAGGAUUUCAAAUACAGUAAAACUCCUCCUAACGGACAACCCUCAAAUCUGUACCUCAGAGCCAGAGGAACGUAUGUCACAUUAUGAUAAUUUUACAGUAGAGAGAAAAACUUUUUUCUGGUCCAUGCAAAGGAUGGGACGCACGCUCUUUUACCCUGGUAAAAAAUUGAAAAGGAUAUUUUUUUUAAAGAAGUAUGUUCACAUGGCUCCAUGUGGAAUAGGCUUCUACAUACAAUGCACUAAUAAACAGAAAAUCACAAUUUUUGGACUUACGUCCGUCUGGCUCUGAGGUACAGAAAUGCAGACAAUUUUUAAUUCCCUGAUUCCAAUUCAAAUAAUAUUAUUAAACCCCUGUCCAGCAGACACCCCUCUUCUGCGAACAAAAAUAUGUGUCCCGUUAGGGUCCACAUUAGAGGGACUUUACUGUAUUUACUUUCAAAAAUAAUUAAUGAAUUGUAAAAACUACUGAAAUCGUCUACGUUUCGAUCAUUAAGAGUUUGAGCAAAAAUUUGGGACAGAUAAUAUUGUCAACGGUUUAGGGGGAGGGGUCAUGCCUACCAUGAUCCUACCCUUGCAUCCACUCCUGAAGGCAAAAGCAUAUGCAGGGUAAGGGCUUGGAAUUUUACCCAAUCCUUUUUAAAAAUGAAAAUUAAACUAAAAAUAUAAUCUGUAAAUGUACAUGUCUGUAUAUGUAUGUAUUAUAUAUUUUUUUUAAUGGAACCUUUCUAAAAAUCUUGCUUGUGUCACUGCUAUGAAUGUAAAAAGCUUUAAUGGGGUUGUUUCUUUCAGGCAAAAGUACUACUUUUAGUCGCUGACAUUGAUAGAAUGAGUAAAAAAAAAUAACAUGGACACAGAAAAUACUUUCAUUCUCCCAACAGUUAUUUUUAAAUUAAUUUUUUAAAAUGUCGAUUUUGAAAACAAGGCGUGGUCUUUAUGACGUCACAAAUGAUGCAAUUUGGCACAUCUUUCUACCACGGUUCCACGUUAUGAUAAUCAAGAAGCGAAUUAAAUAUUGCACUCUAUGCUUGCUAUCAACCAUAUUGUUGCAAAUACACGUGAGUAAAGAUGCGAAUUAAAUAUUUUGUUCUGUGAAUGGCAACACUGAAUGGCAUUUCAUCAUUUGUGAUGUCUCACGACAGAAGCGUAAACAAUGAAAACGCACGGAUUUAAGUAAUUUUUUAAAAAUAUUAAACUUAAACAAAUUAUUUAAAAAUGGUCAGAUCCUAUGUUUUUAAGCUUGCUCUUUCAGAAAAAAAUGCUUUUAAAAUUUUGGAAACGACCCCAUUCUCUAAUACAUGUUUUUAAAAAUAAAUGAUAAUUUUAGUUACUGAAAAAAUGAUGUACAAGAUCAAAAUGUUUGAAACGAAAUGUGAUACUAGAAAAUUGAUUAUUUAUGUUUGAUUUGAAAUAAAGAAAUCUGAAAUUAUUUAUCAUAACAAUAUUUUUUACCAAAGAUAAUUAGCCACUCGAGUAACUAGUAUUGAAUUUUAGAUGAAAACAUUUUGUAACUAUAAAACUAUUGUACUUACACAUGUUUGCAGUAUUAAGAGUUCGUUUGAUGUAUGUUUUGUAUCUGAAGUUGUAUACUAUAUACAAAAGUAUAGCAGGCAAAUGAACAAAGCUGUAGAUGUCAUAAAAUAAAUUAAAUGUAUUGUUAAAAGUU
Molecule: messenger RNA, 6860 nt
Organism: Uloborus diversus
Lineage: Eukaryota; Metazoa; Arthropoda; Arachnida; Araneae; Uloboridae
Product: valine--tRNA ligase-like
Exons: 25
Coding region: 41-3142 (1033 amino acids)
Biological process (GO): valyl-tRNA aminoacylation
Cellular component (GO): cytosol
Molecular function (GO): ATP binding; valine-tRNA ligase activity; aminoacyl-tRNA deacylase activity
Source: RefSeq, a predicted model, not a curated record